AUGGUCCUUCAUCUAUCUUACAUUUAUUAUAUUCUUGAAUUUACGUAUCAACCUUACGAUCAGACUGACGAACAAUUAGACGUUAUACUUGACAUAGCAUUUGUUCAUUUGCCAUUCUCUUUAUAUCACUCAUGGUCCAUAGUAUUGUUAGCUAUUACAACCUUCACUAUAAUUAUGCCUGAAAAAACAGAUGAAACUCCAAGUUUGAUUGAAUUAAUCGUUGUAAUAUUUGUUUUGAUGUCUUUUGAAUUAAUAGCGAUUAUGUAUAUUGAAGCUAAUAAUGAUUUCGCCGGUUUUGCUGGAUUUUUGGUUAUUGCAUUUACUUUAAUAGGAAUUUCAUAUGAGCAAGAAGAAAUUGUAAUUCAUUUGGCCGCUAUUUUACUUUCUAUUAUUUCUGCUACUUAUUUUACUACAUCUUUAGUUAAGAAAUGUUUAGUUCCUAAAGCACAUUUUGAUGAGAAACAUGCACACGUAUAA
This is a messenger RNA of Racocetra persica, 477 nucleotides long. Lineage: Eukaryota; Fungi; Glomeromycota; Glomeromycetes; Diversisporales; Gigasporaceae. The record is from the annotation of a GenBank genome assembly.